AUGAGCGGCCAAACGGUGGCUGCCGUGGUGUACAACGCGGGGCCCCAACCGACCGGUACCGCCGCGGGUGGCAAUGCCGCCGCUAGCGCGAAUUCAACCACCCACCCUUCGGCACUGUCCGAGGGUGAGAAGUUGUCUGCCCGCAAAGCUCGCAAGGAAGCGGAACGGCAGAAGAAACAAGCCAAAAAGUACGAGGAGCAGCUGAAGAAGAUCCGCGGUCCCAAAAGCCAAAAGUUGCAGAUUAUUGACGAAAGCUUCCUGGAGAAGUACCGGCACGUGCAAUCGUUACCUCCGGGGCCAACGCUAAAAACAAAGAAGCGCUCCAAAAAGGCACCCACCGAUGUGGUGCAAAUCAAUUUGUCGGAAUGCAUCCGGGAGCAGCUGGCCGUCGGCGAACGCAUGGAACCAAAGCCAAUUGUUCCGAUCGUGCCCCAGCAGCCGCUGUUGCUGUUGCACAAAGGCAAACAACGCGAAGUGCCAAAGGAGAAGAAACUCACACGACUGAAGAAGGACAUCAUCAAAAGCCGCUCGGAAAAAGCCACUUCCGGUGAACGUUGCCCGGAAGCGGUGGAUCAGAAGGACACAGCGGCAGCAUCUAAAAACGCCUCGAACGAAACGUUCGAGCCUUCAGUGCCAGAACACGCCAGGGGUAGCAAGCAAUCGUACGAUGGAGGCCAACAGCAGCAUACCGAGGUCGAUUCGCCGUUCCUUAAGGCGAUUGAGCGAUGUUGCAUUAAUCAGCCUCCCCCGAGCCGUGAUUCAAGCGAGUAUCAUAAUGGGUUCCCAUCGCUAAGAGCUUCCGCCGCUGCGUCCAAACCAACGGUACUGCGGCACUCGCGAAAUUUCAGACCGUACUGCGAUCAUUUCAUUUCGGACGAACUGCGUGAACUGGCGGAAGAGGUGGUGGUGAAGCUGUUCCAGUUUCAAUCGAAAGCGUACGCCAAAAAUCCCAUCAAAGCGGUCGCCAACAAGCGGUUCGUGGUGGGUUUCAACGAGGUGCUGAAGCACCUGGAACUGCGCAAGGUGCGUCUGGUGCUGGUGGCGCCCGAUCUCGAGCCAAACGACACCAUCGACCAGAUGGUGUGCAACGUGAAGACACUGUGCCGGCAGGGCCAGGUGCCAUACCUGUUUGCGCUGAAACGCAGGAAAAUUGGGUUCCAUCUGCUGAAGAAGGCCCCAAUCAGCUGCGUCGGGGUGCUGAGUUAUGCCGGGUGUGACGAGACCGUCAAGCAGAUGAUGCAGAUUGUCGAGCAGGAGCGCAUAAACUACCACAAUUUCAUGGCCGAUCGUGCUUGUUGAGAGCAGUCGCCCGCAGGUGGCCGGUAGCCGAUGCAUAUUCAUCGUUGCCGCCGGCACUUUACGGUUCAUCGAAAGAUGCACAAAAAGUAUUCUAGUCAUUCCCCAGAGGCUUACGUGUGUAGCGUAGAACUCUAGCGAAACACACAAAUAACCGACGUUCCGAUCCCGUAUUACGAAUACUCUCGUCUCCCCUUGCUAUAAACAUUUUUAUCGUAUCACCAUUAAUGUGAGUGUUAGCAUCAUCCGUGCAAUGCGGGCAGAGGAAUGGAAGAAAAGCAAACACACAAAGUAAGUCCAUAUUGUACGCGCGCAGUGUACAAACUUUCUAC
Messenger RNA from Anopheles nili, 1628 nucleotides. It is a transcript of the gene Sbp2, whose product is annotated as selenocysteine insertion sequence-binding protein 2. The coding region runs from base 1 to 1299 and encodes 432 amino acids. Gene Ontology annotation, cellular component: ribonucleoprotein complex. Gene Ontology annotation, biological process: selenocysteine incorporation. Gene Ontology annotation, molecular function: ribonucleoprotein complex binding; mRNA 3'-UTR binding; selenocysteine insertion sequence binding. The record is from RefSeq and is a predicted model, not a curated record. Lineage: Eukaryota; Metazoa; Arthropoda; Insecta; Diptera; Culicidae. The transcript is spliced from 2 exons.